UGUAAUUAACCACCUGCUGGGAUGGCAGAGCAGGCUAGCUUCCGAACAGAAGCCAGCUGGGACUUCAUCAGUCCCAGCUGGCUAAAGCUAACGUGGUCUACUGUAUUAGCCCCUGCAACAAGUCCUGCUCUCAUCAAUAUGAAUAAGGGGCGGUCAGAAAUAUUACAAGCGUAUCCUAUUGUAGCAUGUUUUAGUCCGACAGCCCCCACACAACAGUCUCCCAAGUAACAUCACAUUUGAAACCAACGCCUCUCCACGGCAAUUUCUACAAAAGUGAAAACAGCUUUUAUUGCAGUGCUACGUCAGUUCUGGCAACUGGCAACCGAGUGUACAAAGACUAAAAUGGAGAAGCAGCCCCUGCCAACUGAAAAUGACAAGACAGGAACCACCGAGUCAGAGGUCGACGGCUACGCUGAUGAGGAGAGCCAGCAAGCCUUGUCUGAGCCUGCCGCUCGAGCAGGAUGGAACAGUAAAAUAGAGUACUUUUUGGCCCAGGUGGGAUUCAGCGUCGGGCUCGGCAACGUCUGGAGGUUUCCAUAUUUGUGCCAUCAGAAUGGAGGAGGAGCUUUUCUCCUCCUGUACGUGCUGCUGAUGCUGGUUGUGGGCAUUCCUUUGUUCUUCCUGGAGCUGGCAGCCGGUCAGGACAUCCGACAGGGCAGCAUCGGAGUGUGGAAGUACAUUUCCCCCAGGCUCGCAGGGAUCGGCUACUCCAGCUGUGUGGUGUGUUUCUUUGUGGCUCUCUACUACAAUGUGAUCCUUGCAUGGAGUCUUUUCUAUCUUGGGAACUCAUUCCAGUACCCUUUACCUUGGAACCAGUGUCCAGAACAGGGCAAUGUAACAGUAAAAGAAUGUGAAAAGAGCUCCCCCACAUCGUAUUUCUGGUACCGCAAAGCUUUGGAUAUCACUGACUCAAUAGAUGACAUAGGCUCUUUCAACCCUUACAUCGUCUGCUGUCUUCUGGCAGCUUGGACCAUUGUGUGCCUGGGCAUGUUCAAGGGUAUCAAGACCUCUGUCAAGGUGAUGUAUUUCUCCUCCAUCUUCCCCUAUGUGGUUCUGUUCUGCUUCCUUGUCCGAGGACUCCUGCUGGAUGGGGCCUUGGAGGGAAUCACCUACAUGUUCUACCCCAAGCUGGAAAUCUGGGGAGACGUGCAGGUGUGGCGGCAGGCAGCCACGCAGGUUUUCUUUGCCCUGGGUCUUGGCUUCGGCUCCAUCAUCGCCUACUCCUCCUAUAAUCCCAAGAAUAACAACUGCCACCGUGAUGCCUUCACUGUCUCUUCUAUAAACUUCCUCACAUCUGUGCUGGCCACUCUGGUGGUGUUUGCUGUGCUCGGCUUCCGCGCCAAAGGCAGAGUCAUGGAAUGUGUUGCCAGUAAUAUGAAGGAGCUAUCGGAGCAGUUUCGCAUCGGUUAUGUGAGCAAAAACCAGAUGCCAAGCUUCGACUACUCUGUUCCAAGUUCUGUGCAUCUAGAGGACUACAGGGCCUGGUUUGAACAGCAUGGAAAUAAUGUCCCUGGCAAUUUAACAGACUGUGACCUGGAAAAAGAGAUGCAGAAGGGUGUGGAGGGCACAGGCCUUGCUUUUAUUGCCUUCACAGAGGCCAUGUCACUUCUGCCUGGCAGCCCUUUCUGGUCAACACUCUUCUUCCUCAUGCUACUCAACUUGGGACUCAGCACCAUGUUUGGCACAAUGGAAGGAAUCCUCGCCCCACUCACAGACCGCUUCAAAACUCUGGCCAACAACAAGACCAAACUCACAAUUUUCAGCUGCAUCAUUGGCUUUCUGAUUGGCCUGCUCUUCACCCAGUGCAGUGGGAACUACUUUGUUAUGAUGUUCGAUGAUUACUCUGCCACCCUGCCCCUCAUUAUUGUGGUGGUUUUUGAGACCUUCAGUGUGUCUUGGCUAUAUGGAGCAGAUAGGUUCCUUGAUGACAUUGAGGCAAUGCUGGGCUGGCGUCCCAGUGUCAUUUACAAGUACCUGUGGAAAUACAUUUGCCCGCUUGCUAUGCUGGGGUUGCUUGGAGCCACCACCAUUCGCAUGUUCAUCACACGCCCCACUUAUAGGGCAUGGAACCAGGAGAAGGCUUCUGAGGAGGACUUGGAGUACCCCGGCUGGGCUCUGGCUGUUCUGGCUAUACUGAUCAUAUCUGCCAUGAUGCCUGUCCCAUUGGCCUUGAUCCACGCUGUUCUGAAGGAAAGGACAACACAGACAUCCAGAGAUACAGAGACGGGUCAGUACAGAAUCGUUAGCACUGAUGACAAGUGUGAAACUCCCAUGUCUGACAUGGCAGAACUGGACCAAAGGAACGGGACCUCUGCUUCCUUUUCCUAAACAUUGGUAUUACACAGUGGGAAAUGAUCUGCAGUACACAGUCAAAAUUUCAGCCGGCCAUUUUGAAGGACAAUUUAAUUGUAUCUCUCUAUUGAGUGAAGAUAUGGCGCGGAGAGCAAUUGCAGUGCACAACAAAAAAUUCUUUAUUUUAAUAUUUAAACCUUUUUUUUAUACCUAAAUGAAGUCCAAAUGUAUCCAGAGGAUAUUGCAUUUUUAGAAAUGAUACUGUUCCAACGAAUCCAACAACUUUUAAAAAGCGUGUAAUAUGGAACAAAUUAUUUAUUCCCAUAGGGUAACUAAAAGAUAGGAUUACGUACAGUGCACGUAGUACCGUACAGAUGCUGUUUUGUCCAACGCUGCACCUUUUGCUGCCGCUGAUAUUACUUAAGACCAGGAGUAAUCAGGACGGCCAGGGGGUGAGAGGAAGAUUCUGUUAAAGGAAAAUAUCUGUUAUACUAGUUUGCUUAAGUGGUUACUAUUACUACUAAACGUUUUGUGAGACCGUUAUACCAGGAAAAAAUGAAUUUGCUUAUGUUGAAAUUAAUUUGUAGUAGCUAUUCACUACUCAGAAGCCAUACAACUAUGUUUACAUCUCAACUCAGCUGAGUCCUGAGUCACUGUGUUGUUUCAACAGUUUCAUAUUGUGCUGCAUGUAUGCAGGUGAAUUGUAUAGUUACACAUUUCACAUUACGCAUGUAUGUUAACAUCCUCUGUUCAGACCAUCUUGGAAUCCAACAGCUGAUAUACAGUAUUCGGUUUCUGGCUUUUUAUUUUUUUUAUUUUUUACAAUGAUGGUCAUUUUAACAUCACUAAUUUCUUCUUACUGGUAAAAUAAUUUUUAUCAGUCUGUCAUGUCAACUUGUCAAAAAAAAUUUUUAUUGUUUGUUUUUUUGCUGAACCAGUUGGUCAAAUGACAGCAUGGUACAAACACUGAUGGGGAAAUUCUAAUUUGUAAUGUAAAUAUGUAUAGUUUAUUGUACAUGUAAAAAUACUUCAAGAACAAACGCUUCAGACAUUUUAUGGCACUUUGUCAUUAUUUUUAAAUCAAAUUUGCAUACUUUUUUUUUUUGUUUUGUUUUUUGUUUUGUUUUUUUGUUCUGUUUUUGUUUGUUUUUUUUUUAAGCUUGGGUGUAGGAGGAAAUUAGGUGCAUGUUUAUUUCAAAGGCUAUAAAAAGCUAGUGACCAGUCAAAGUGCUACCUUACUGAAGACUGUAAAAAAA
Xiphias gladius (swordfish) is the source of this 3548-nucleotide messenger RNA. RefSeq names its product sodium-dependent neutral amino acid transporter B(0)AT2-like. The transcript has 12 exons. Gene Ontology annotation, biological process: sodium ion transmembrane transport. Bases 343 to 2328 code for a protein of 661 amino acids. The record is from RefSeq and is a predicted model, not a curated record. Gene Ontology annotation, cellular component: membrane. Lineage: Eukaryota; Metazoa; Chordata; Actinopteri; Istiophoriformes; Xiphiidae.